Pungitius pungitius (ninespine stickleback) is the source of this 2919-nucleotide messenger RNA. RefSeq names its product defective in cullin neddylation 1 domain containing 3 (gene dcun1d3). Bases 757 to 1743 code for a protein of 328 amino acids. Gene Ontology annotation, biological process: protein neddylation. Lineage: Eukaryota; Metazoa; Chordata; Actinopteri; Perciformes; Gasterosteidae. The transcript is spliced from 4 exons. Gene Ontology annotation, cellular component: ubiquitin ligase complex. The record is from RefSeq and is a predicted model, not a curated record. Gene Ontology annotation, molecular function: ubiquitin conjugating enzyme binding; ubiquitin-like protein binding; cullin family protein binding.
UCGUAAGAGCUUCUGAAAAAUGUCUAAAACGACCUGAACAAAACACGUGAUUGAGUUAAUUUAAUUUAUUUCGUGUUAAUCUGCCCUUCUAGGUGUGAUGCUAUGAUUCCAUUUAUUAAUUUCCAGCAUAUUAUUUUGUUGAAAGGACCCUGCGUUGAAGAUCAGCUGUUGGCUGCGUGAAGGCAGGAAGUGAUGCAGUAAAAGCCCACUGUGUAGCUGCACUCAAUGACUAAAAGGGGGAAGCACAAAGACAUUGACUGCUUUGGUCCGAGAUGGUCCUUUAACUCAUUCCAAAGAGCAAACGUAAUUCAAAAUGGACACAAAAAGUACCAUCUGAAUGCUAGCGUUUUGCCCGUUUUCCUUUAAAAGCGGGGAUAAAUAUGCUACUGAUGUGGAAGUUUUUGUGUCAGCUAGUUAGCUAGUUAGCUAGCAUUCUGAGUUGACGCGACGAGUUUGCCUCAGUUGGUUUCUGCUUGUAUGCGCGAAACUGACAACUUGUACACCGCUUCUUUUGUACCGGCGACCCCGGAGUGAUGAGCCCCGAGUUCCCGACGACGCCGUUCUCUAAACAGCAUUGCGGAGGCCAAGAUAACAACGAUGGAGCCGAAUAGACACUGAUCCUUCAGUCUUUUUCUUUCCAUCAGGCCUGAGGGUAUGUGGAGACAUCUCGCGGGGCCAGAGAAGAGGCGUCUAGGUGCCUCGGGCGGCGACUGAAGGUGAGGAGGACAGACCGAAGAGCGAGCGAGGGAGGAAGACAUGGGUCAAUGUGUCACCAAGUGUAAGAAUCCAACGUCCUCACUCGGCAGCAAGAGUGGAGACAAGGAGAGCGGCUCCAAGUCCCACCACAAGAAAGGCGGCAGUGCCGGGGGGGGCCACAAAGAAGAGCCCGGCGCUCAGGGCAGCAAAGCCGCCAUCGACCUGUCGAAUGGCACCAAGGCCUCGGAGGUGAGCGUGGAGACGCCCGUCAUCUCCGCCGUGAUGGGGGAGCCACGCAAGGACGAGUGCCUGGACGGAGACGGGCUGUCGAUGCUGCGCCUCGACGAGCUCUUCUGCUGCUACAAGGACGAACAGGAGGACGCCAUCCUGGAGGAGGGCAUGGAGAUGUUCUGCAACGACCUGUGCGUGGACCCGGCCGAGUUUCGCGUGCUUGUUCUCGCCUGGAAGUUUCAAGCGGCCACCAUGUGCAAGUUUACAAGGAAGGAGUUUGUUGAAGGCUGCAAGGCCAUUCAGGCCGACAGCCUGGAGGGCAUCUGCUCGCGCUUCCCCGUCAUGCUGCUGGACGCCCGGGGCGAGGAGAACUUCAAGGACCUGUACCGCUUCACCUUCCAGUUCGGCCUGGACGCCGACGAGGGCCAGCGCUCGCUGCAGCGGGACAUCGCCAUCGCGCUGUGGCGCCUGGUGUUCACCCAGGACUCGCCCGCCAUCCUGGAGCACUGGCUGGACUUCCUGUCGGAGAACCCCUCGAGUAUCCGGGGCAUCUCCAGGGACACGUGGAACAUGUUCCUCAACUUCACCCAAGCUAUCGGGCCGGACCUGAGCAACUACAGCGAGGACGAGGCCUGGCCCAGCCUCUUCGACACCUUUGUGGAGUGGGAGUUGGAGCGCAGGAAAAGGGAGGAAGAGGAGGAGGAGGCGGCACGGAGGGCACGCGAGGAAGAGGGGACUGAAACAGAGGGUUCGCCCACCCCAGAGAGGCUGGAAACAGAGGGAAGCCGCGGCUCACAGACGUGGGGGGGCCACUGACCGGGACUCGAGGGGCGCGUUGUGAUCUGCACCUGAACUGUGAAUCGUGGGAUGAAUAUUAGUGUUACGAUGACUGUUCAUUUUGGGAUUCCUGAUUUGCACCCUUUUUGUUUUUGUUUUUUAAAAAGGGCUCAAAGAACUGUUCUUUUUAAGCACUUCUAUUAAGUUAUUGUUUUACUCUAUUUUUUUUCCCACCUCGUGUGUUUUAAGUAAUUGGACAUGUCCCUUUCAACCUCCGUCUACCGACAACAACCACAGAUAGAGCUUCGGUUUUAAGAACAGGUGACAGAAAGCCACAAACUUUUCCCACAAUUCUCAUAUAGACAGUUUCCUUUGACGCGAUAACGCUGCAGAUAUGUUUAGUACACGGUUCUAGUUAAUGAAAAGAGGAAUGGAACUUCUGUCCAAAAAUAAUGUUUUACUAUCCAAACAGAAGAUUAUGCGUAAGGGCCAGUGAAAUCCUCUUUGUGGGACUAAUCUAGCUCGAUUGUAUGCUUUUAUCUUGCAGUGCUGUGAAGAUGAAUCGGUUGCUCUUGCUCGCCUGCAAUCACAUGGCACCAGGACAUUUGUUUUUAAUGAUGAUACAAUGUCCAUCCAAGUUGAUGGUAACAGACCCAACAGCUCUCCUCUAUGGAGUACCACCGGAGCGGCUUAGCUUGUGCAGCUGGCUGUGCUGCCCUUUGACCUCUAGCAUCUACCAUUUUGAUGUCCACCUAUUUUCAAUAAGCGGUUAUGUGUGUACAACACAAUGAUGCUGGCUUUUGGAUGCCUCUAUAUAAAAAGCUAUAGGUCACUUCUUUCAAUAAAUGAUGCCUAAACCGGUGUAACAUUCAGGACCAUUAAAACGGGCUUCUAACAGCUGGUAUUGUUUACCUUCAUAAGAGUCAUCCCAUCCUUGAACUUCCAUACAAAACAAAAAUAAGAGUAUGCAUAUGUCACAAAUCUUGAAAACUGGUGAUGCUUGUAACGGAUUGCACAAAAACCCAUGGCAUGCUAAGACGCUAUGCUUGCACAGUUUUCAGAAAGAAUGAUUUCACGUUAUUUUCAUUUUCAACCUCUUCAAAACUGUUGAUUGAUCUUAAGUAUAGCCUACGGUGUUUGAAUGAGUUAACCAGACAUGCUGGCUAACAAAGAGCCUGGGGGUCCAGUGUGGUAAGAGGGGGGGGGCAUAACUUA